Messenger RNA from Sinocyclocheilus anshuiensis, 2255 nucleotides. RefSeq names its product potassium channel, subfamily K, member 1a (gene kcnk1a). Gene Ontology annotation, molecular function: potassium ion leak channel activity; outward rectifier potassium channel activity. The record is from RefSeq and is a predicted model, not a curated record. Gene Ontology annotation, biological process: stabilization of membrane potential; potassium ion transmembrane transport. Bases 170 to 1213 code for a protein of 347 amino acids. Gene Ontology annotation, cellular component: plasma membrane. Lineage: Eukaryota; Metazoa; Chordata; Actinopteri; Cypriniformes; Cyprinidae. The transcript is spliced from 3 exons.
UCCGAUCUUCCGUCACAUCAGCUCCGCAAUACUGGCAGGGGACAAACAGGAAAUUUUAACUAAAAGACAGCUGUAAGAGUGUUUGCUCCCUUUUAUUUGUAGGAAACAAGCGUAUUUCUGUAAUUCAACUGCCUGUAUUAAUUCUCCCACCUAUUUUGCCGCGGAGACGAUGCUUCAGUGCCUAUCUGGUAGUUCGUGUGUGCGUGUCAUAGAAGGUUACAGGUCUACGUGGUAUUUCUUGGUCCUGGUACUGGCGUAUGUGUUAUAUCUGUUAUUCGGGGCUUUGGUGUUUUCCGCGGUGGAGCUGCCGUAUGAAGAGCAGCUUCGGCAGGAGCUUCGGACCGUGAAGCAGCAGUUUCUAGAGGAUAAUGAAUGUCUGUCCGAAGAAAGACUGGAGGAGUUUCUCACCAGAGCUUUAGAAGCGAGUAAUUACGGUGUGUCGGUUCUCAAUAAUGCUACCACUAACUGGAACUGGGAUUUCACAUCAGCGCUCUUCUUCGCCAGCACUGUGCUUUCCACGACAGGAUAUGGCCACACCGUUCCUCUCUCGGAUGGUGGUAAGGCCUUCUGCAUCAUUUACUCAGUGGUGGGAAUCCCAUUCACCCUGCUGUUCCUGACUGCGGUGGUCCAGAGGAUCAUGGAGUUCAGUACCCGCAGGCCCGUGGAGUACCUACACCGGCGCUGGGGCAUGUCCAAACCUCUGCUGGCCACCCUGCACGCCACUCUUCUGGCUAUAAUAACCAUCUCCUGCUUCUUCCUCAUACCUGCCAUCAUCUUCUCAGUACUGGAAGAGGACUGGAAUUUCCUGGAGUCCUUCUAUUUCUGCUUCAUCUCUCUUAGUACUAUUGGCUUAGGUGACUAUGUACCAGGAGAAGGCUACCAUCAGAGGUUCAGAGAACUCUAUAAAUUGGGUAUUACAUUCUACUUGAUAUUGGGCUUGAUCGCGAUGUUGGUGGUUCUGGAAACCUUCUGUGAACUUCAGCACCUGAAGAAGCUCAGAAAGAUGUUCUACUUGAGGAAACAAAAAACAGAGGACCAGCUUAACAUUGUGGAUCAUGAUCACCUCUCAUUUGCCUCUGUGUCCGACCAGGCAGCCUCAUUUAGGGAAGAUAAGACAGAUAUGUUUCCUGAUGACAUAGUCUCCGCCUCACCUACUACCUCCAAUGGACCAAUGAGACAUACUGAAAUUCUGUGUCAAGAAACAACACGUUAAUGUUUCUGAAACAUCUCUGCUAAGAGCAUAAAUGUAUUGUUAGUGUACUCUGCUGUCAAGUUAACCGAAACCAACCAUAGAUACGAACACUUGAAACACAUGCUGAAGGUAAUUUAUUAUGGUAAAGGAUUAUAUGAAUUUGUAGAAUACAUAAUAUCAUAUGAGAUCAUUGUUCAUGCAGCUGCUGAACUGGAAAACAUGUUGUGACCAGGGUUUUGUGUGUGUUUGUGUGUGUAGGUAAAAGAUAAAUCCAUCCAUGACUCCGAAUAUAAAUAGUUAACUGGUAAGUGGUCAUAGACUAGUAUUACAUACUUCAUAUGCUGUUCUUGUUAGGUGACUUAAAGGGAUCCACAUCCUGUAUUACAGAUGUAUUAAUGGAAAUCAUGUCUUCAGGUUACUAAGUUUGUAGACAUUGCUUAAGGCAGGAAAACACUACAUGACUUUUAUACCAAUUUUUGCCCUGAUUUACAGUCUGGACAAGUCAACACUAUCAGUCUACUGAUUUUAGGCAGUCAGAGUUGACAGAUUUUGCAGAAAAUCAUAUAAUGUGUGUAUGAUGGGCACAGACUCAAUUUUUUUAGAUUCAGAUUAUGAUUCCAUCCAGUUGGAGAAUAUCAAACGUUUGAUAUUUAGAGCUGAUUUUAGAACACACAUUGUUUUCAUUUGUCAGUAAAAAAGGCACACACUUCUGUGUGAGUUUGUUGUGUUUUUAGAAAGACUUGAAAAUCUGGUGAUGUUUGAUCCAUAGACUUUUAGUCAUUUUAAAAGUUGUGUGGUGUAUUCCAGCCUUUACUCUAUUCAAGGUCUGCAAGUGUACGAUGCCUAGUGUUUUAAAAUCUGUUCAGAUUUUAAAAACCAUGUAGUGUAUUCCAGCCUUUAGUCAUGGCGCAUUGUUUUUUUGUUUUUUUCCCUUAGAUUUUUAGAAUAGACAGGGGCAGGUCCCUGGUGACAUUCUUUAAUUAAAUUGUAAAGGGAAUUUAAAAUAUAUAUUUUUAGUAGAGGCAUCAGACAAUCAGAUAUCUGUAUAUUUAAUUUCUUUACU